AUGUCGCACCGUCUUAAGAUGACGUGCUCCAUGCUUGGCCUCAAUGGCCGCGCGCUGCCUGCGACGCCUCCACCACCACCGCAGUUGGAGCAGGAGUCGCAGCCCGACGCGGACUACAGCUCCGACGACACUGUGGACCCAUGGUUCGCGGUGUGGCACGAGGCCUACGUCGCAGACGCGGAAGCUGAGGCGGCAACGCAGUGGGGCGAGCAGCAGCAGGCCCCCACCGACCCGGAGCAGGCGGCGAUCCUGGCGUCGUUGAACGCAGUCAGCCUUAGUAAAAGGCAAGAGAUCAAGAUGGUUCUUCUCGUCAGCUCCGACGGGGAGAAGUUCGAGGUGGCGGACGAGGCGAUCGGCAAGGCUUCGGGGAUGAUCAAGGGCUGUCUGGACGAGGACUGCGCCACCAACGGCCAGGUCCCGAUCCCCAACGUCACCGGCCGCAUCCUCUCCCGCAUCCUCGAGUACGUCAACAAGCACUUCUCCGAGCCCCAUGACGACUUCCAGAUCCCCAACGCCGACGACCCGCUCAAGCGCUUCGACGACGCGUUCGUCCAGGUCGACCAGGACACGCUGUUCGACCUCAUCACCGCCGCCAACUACCUUAACAUCAAUAGCUUGCUCGACCUGACCUGCAAGGCGGUGGCGGACCAGAUGAGGGGCAAGACCACGGAGGAGACCCGCAAGCACUUCAACAUCGUCAACGACUACACCCCGGAGGAGGAGGAGGAGGUCCGCAGAGAGAACUCGUGGGCCUUCGAGUAG
This is a messenger RNA of Lolium rigidum, 762 nucleotides long. Its product is annotated as SKP1-like protein 4. The transcript has 3 exons. The coding region runs from base 1 to 762 and encodes 253 amino acids. Gene Ontology annotation, molecular function: cullin family protein binding. Gene Ontology annotation, biological process: SCF-dependent proteasomal ubiquitin-dependent protein catabolic process. Gene Ontology annotation, cellular component: cytoplasm; nucleus. Lineage: Eukaryota; Viridiplantae; Streptophyta; Magnoliopsida; Poales; Poaceae. The record is from RefSeq and is a predicted model, not a curated record.